AUGUCUGAUUCGGACGACUAUAUGUCAUCAAAGUUCCUAACCGAACCUCCACCUGAACCUUCACCAUCUCUAACCUACUCUGAACGACGUCGUCAGAAAAAAUUAUCAAAUAAAGGUUAUAAUAAACCUCGUUUUGAACUUGAAAAGGAACAUCGUGACCAAGCUCUCGCUAAACGGAUUGAUACCGAAGAGAAUGAAUCGCCGGGUUUGAAAAUACUUAAAAAGAUGGGUUACGAGCAAGGCAAGGGUUUGGGAAAAGAUCCUAGCAAUAUUGGAAGGACGGAACCAUUGAAUAUUGAACUGAAACAAGACAAGCUUGGUUUAGGUAUGGCUACUGAAAUAAAGCAUAAAGCCCAGGUUGAACUCGCCAAAGUUGCAAAACGAACGAGAGUUGAAGAGGAUUCGUUUCGUGAACGUGUCCGUCAAGAAAAACUUGACAAACGCGUGAAAGGACAGCUUAGAAAAUUACAAACCAUAUGCGAGACAUUGGACACGAAACAUGGAAUCGAGGAUAAUAUUUAUUGGCGACAUGAGGAGACAAUAGACGAUGAGUUAGAGAACAAUAACGACGAGGACAAAAUAUUAUUUGAAGAGCAAGUUGUAGAAGAUAAAGAAGACCAAAUUGAAGAGAGAAAAGCCAAAGGCUUUGAAGGUCUUGAACCUCGAGAGCAACUAGAUUGUGUUUUGAGGUACUUGCGAGAAAAGUAUCAAUAUUGUUUCUGGUGUGGGUGUGAAUACGGGAGUGCUGAAGAAAUGGAUCAGGAAUGCCCUGGUUAUGAGGAAGAGGAUCAUGACUAA
Molecule: messenger RNA, 798 nt
Organism: Funneliformis mosseae
Lineage: Eukaryota; Fungi; Glomeromycota; Glomeromycetes; Glomerales; Glomeraceae
Source: the annotation of a GenBank genome assembly